Molecule: messenger RNA, 1382 nt
Organism: Boeremia exigua
Lineage: Eukaryota; Fungi; Ascomycota; Dothideomycetes; Pleosporales; Didymellaceae
Product: NADP-dependent oxidoreductase domain-containing protein
Exons: 3
Coding region: 216-1109 (297 amino acids)
Molecular function (GO): oxidoreductase activity, acting on NAD(P)H as acceptor
Source: RefSeq, a predicted model, not a curated record
GGUUUGUAGGCGAUGACGUAAACCCUCACCCCACUUUCGGCCCCUCCAGAUGUCGCCUUGCGCGAAGUGAGCCCGGCACCGUAAACAAUCUUUCAUCUCCAAUUCAAUUGUCCUAUCAUCCUGUUCGCACCAGGGUCCUAUUAUCUGGUCGUAAAAGUCGAAAGCCCUAAAACGUUCACAUCCAAAGCGCCCAAUUUCGACCAAGUUCUAUAACCAUGGCGAAGCUCAAUUUGACUAUCCCCAAUCUGAAGCUGAACGAUGGCGUCCCAAUUCCAAUGCUAGGCUAUGGUACCGGCACAGCUUGGUAUAAGACCGGGGAGGAAUCCAAGAUCGAUCAGAGUAUCAUUGAUGCUGUAAAGCUGGCCAUCAAGCUGGGCUAUACCCACCUGGACGGAGCAGAAAUGUACAAGACGGAAUCAGAGCUAGGUACAGGUAUCAAAGAGUCUGGUGCUGAGCGCGAGAAGCUAUUUGUGACCGGUAAGGUCGACAACGACAACAUCCACGAUAUCGAAGGUGCCCUGCGAACGAGUUUGAAAAAGCUGCAAUUGGAUCACGUUGACCUCUACCUGAUUCAUCAACCAUGGUUCGCGAAGACCGAUGAAGAUAUCCAGAGAGCCUGGGCGCAGAUGGAGGCAGUUCAAGCCAAGGGUCUUGCACGAUCAAUUGGCGUUUCCAACUACACCCCAGCUCAUCUCAACGCCUUGCUGAAGACCGCAAAGGUUGUUCCGGCAUGUAACCAAAUCGAGUUUCACCCUUACCUCCAGCGUACCGAGCUUCUUGCGCUGCACAAGCAGCAUGGCAUUGCUACUACGGCUUACGGCCCCCUCACUGCAGCCACCAAGGCUGCUCCGGGACCAUUAGAUGACUACUUCGCAGCGCUUUCAAAGAAGUACGCCGUCAGCGCAGGAGAAAUUUCUCUAAGGUGGUGCAUCGACCAGGACAUUGUGCCUAUCACAACGUCGUCGAAGGAACAGAGAUUGAGUGAUUACCUGAGGGUUGCAACGUUCAAGUUGACACCCAAGGAGAUCCAGGAGAUCAACCAGAUCGGUCAGCAGAAACACUUCCGUGGCUUCUGGCAGAAGAAGUUUGAGGACAGCGACAGGACUUAGUCGUAUCAUUACUCGAUGAUGAAAUAUGAGCACGUAUCCCUCUAGCGCGAAUGCAUGUACUGCAUGGGAGUGACCCCCAAUAUCUCAGAGUCCGAAUGGGUUGCAGAUUGACAUCGACCGUAAAUUUGUACCACUAUCCAGUAUAGAGCUAUAUGAAGUGUAGAGUGCUCCAGUAUGCAGCGUGGUUCAUGAAACUACGACGGGACUCAGGGGGCAUAUAUCGGAGAGCCAUAUGUGUGAUUACGCGCCAUCGUCCGAUAGUCUUUAUUGUGC